AUGAGAGAAAGAUCUAAGCGGCAAUUGCUUUGGGCAAUAAAAAGGAUAACAGAUAAACAGGGCCCAGUCUUGAUGAUCGUAGACGGUUGGUGUUUGAGGAUUCUUUCAUCAUGUUGCUCAAUAAGCGAUGUGUUAGAGUUGGGAGUUGCAGCCGUAGAGUUUCUGGAAACGGACAGACAACCCAUGAAGAACAUGAGCUCGCUCUACUUUUUAUCAGAUCUCCCCAAUUCAAUAACACUAUUCAUCAAUGAUUUCAAAAAGAAAAGAGAAAAGUAUAAAAGCGCAUUCCUACUCUUCAAUUGCCACUUGAAGGGUUCGUGUCACUUGGAGUUAGUUGCCAAGAGUGUAUCGCUCAAGAAAAUUUCUGGUUGUUAUGAAAUAUUACUCGAUUUCAUACCAUAUGAAUCCAAAAUAUUUCUUACGAGCAAAACGACACCAGUCAAAUCAAAAGAUGACGUUAUAAAUAAGAGCAAGGGUGGUAGGGAUAAAAAUAUUAGAAGGGACAAUAGUGAACUGGAGUUAUUAAGCCAACUAAAUCACAGCGACUAUAUGCAAUUUUAUGAGAGUAUAUUUUCAGUACUAGAGCUACAUCCAAAUAUUAGGUACCAAUGUUGCGAUCACUUGCUGCCUAAGAAAAUUGCCGAAGCGGCUCAAUCCCACAUCUACAAAAAUGAAAGUGACAAUAUGAAAAAUUCAGCUGCAGAUUCAACGUUUUUGGUUCUAUGUCGCUGCAACGACUUAAAUCCUCUGUUCCUUCACGAAUAUACUUACCAAGCCUUUACAUACGAUACAUUAAAUGUCAAUAUUCACCCUGGGCCAUCGGACAAAGACAAUAAACAGCCAAACGAUAUAAUUUUAAUACAGAAGAAAUCUGGUAACAAUGAAUCCAUCGCUACGCAAGCAUUUCUUUCCGAAGGGGACGAUUUGUGGGUUAAGUUUAGACAUGAGCAUCUGCAGAAAGUGAACCAAACGGUUCUUGAAGAAGUGAACAGAUUUUCUAAAGAGAGGGACGAAGCCUUCAAUAACACAGAUACUGCAUUAGACCUGGUUCGAUCAUUGCCUCAACUGCAACAAAUGGUGGAUAGGUACUGGAUACAUGUAACAAUUUCCGAAAUGUGUUUUAACGAGAUUGAGAAAAGUGAUAUUAUGCGUGUAGGUAAUAUCGAGCAAGAUCUGGCAACAGGUGUGGAUAAAGUAGGUAAGAGUAUAAAUGCUUCAAAAAGUCUUGCCUCAAUUAGUUCAAUACUAACAGAUGAAAAGGUGGACGAAUAUCUGAAAGCUAGGUUGAUUAUGUUAUAUGCGGUAAACAUCUCGGGGUUGUCCAGUUCAGAUAUCAAAGCAAUGAUUUCUGGUUCGUCAUUUUCACCUUUGUUGAUGAAUGUUGUGACUGACUACCUGUUCAAAAGUGACUUAUUUUGGUUGCCACCUAAGCCAUUAGAUGCCGUUGAGGCUAGUGGUUCAAAAUACGCUUACCAGACCCCCAAGUUUUAUGAAUGUGAUGAUUAUUACAAAAGGAAUCGCAAUUACGAUUAUGAACUGUCACGGUUUCAGCCGAACUUGUACUUUAUCCUCAAAAAGUUAAUUUGUGGCAAAUUAAGCUAUGAAAAGUACCCUUGUGUCAAAGAAACGGCUACGCGUGGUUCAAUUAAGAAGUUUAUUGUAUAUGUAUGCGGGGGAGUGACAUUUUCUGAAACAAGGGUUAUUUACAGUCUUUGCAAGGAGUUAAACGUUGAGAUAUAUCUUGGAGGUGAUACAAUUUUGGUACCCAAGAAUAUUUUGAAGAUGUAG
Molecule: messenger RNA, 1788 nt
Organism: Babesia microti strain RI
Lineage: Eukaryota; Apicomplexa; Aconoidasida; Piroplasmida; Babesiidae
Product: Protein transport protein sec1
Exons: 2
Coding region: 1-1788 (595 amino acids)
Biological process (GO): vesicle-mediated transport; intracellular protein transport
Source: RefSeq, a predicted model, not a curated record